AUGACUGUUCAUUUCGACAUUUCAGGCGUUGGUUUCUUUGUCGGCGAGCCGUGUGUAUCGACUUGCAAUCAGAUCCUAUUUCACGUGACCUGUAACCUAUCGACCCACGUAUGCGAGUGCCUCAAAGAAUAUCCCGUGAAUGUCAACAAUAAAAAUUGUCGCAAAGCCCUUCACAUCGGAGAGAGAUGUGAGUUCACCGAAGAGUGCAGUUAUUUCGACAAAAACACCGUCUGUUCCAGUGAUGGCUACUGUCAGUGCUCUGAAGGCUAUGAUAUAAAAAGUGAAGACAAGAAGGGAAGGCUAUGCGUCGCCGGCGAUUCAGCGAUGCAUUUGCGUAUAGGAGCGGCCACUUACGAGUUCUUGAACAAUGCGGAUCUGACCACUUUGUUGAGCCUUAUUACCAGUCUUUUUAUGCUUAUAUUCCUCUUCUGCUUUGUCAUCAAACUCUUCAAUAAGGCGCGUUUUAGUGAACACAGUGACCGCUGCUAUUCGAGGGCAUCGGUGCCGCCCGUCAUACUGACGGGUAUGGAGACGGCCGCCUCCCGGGGCUCGAGCGCCAGGUCUUGCAAUGAAUUUAUGCCGCCCUCGCGUCGCGCCAGCUAUUCGCUGUUAGCGCCCCCACCCUCCGGCUUAGGUAUCACUUAUUCAUCCGUCUCGACGUCCGAGUCUCUCAUCCAUACGCUCUCAAAGUUCCUUAAGAAGCUAUUCAUCAUUUCGUAGUCAAUCAUCGUUUAGAAACUAUAGGCCAGGGAUUGGAGUCCGCGAGUCCUUCCGCAGAACCACAUCCUCUCCGGUCGACUCAAUGCAACAAAUUGUGUCCAACUCUUCGUUCAAUUCCGAACCCUUUAGACAAAACCAUUUCACAGCAAACUUAAGGAACAAAAGUGUAAGUAUU
Messenger RNA from Oppiella nova, 895 nucleotides. The record is from the annotation of a GenBank genome assembly. Lineage: Eukaryota; Metazoa; Arthropoda; Arachnida; Sarcoptiformes; Oppiidae.